CAGUAGUGUGUGAAGGAGAGCGUGCAGCAACAGAACAGAGACACUUCACAACAGCGUUUUCCCUCCACGCUGAACCGGUCUUUGUUUUUACAGAGGAGAGCAGCAGGACGAGUCUCGUACCAUGUCGCCAACUUGUUGAUGCUGCCAAUUCAUUUUUACUGCCGUCAUUCAGGGAUGUGAAGAUGCCACAUCCUGUCUACUCAUUCCCGACAGAAGCUCUGAUCUCCCAAACCUUCCCUACGGAUGGGUUCUCCUCCAGCGAAUGGCCGACAGAGCCGUACGCAGCGGGCGACUUCCUCCCCAGCCUGAGCAACAUCAGCAGAGCCAGCAUCCUCCGCUGCACCUACAAGGAGGACUUCAAACGCAUCUUACUCCCCGCCGUGUACUCUUUAGUCUUCGUGCUGGGACUUCCUCUCAAUGCUGUUGUCAUACUGAAGAUAUGGAGGACACGUCCCAAUCUGUCCAAAAACAACAUCUACAUGGUCAACUUGGCCAUAGCCGACUUCCUGUAUGUGAUGUCACUUCCCUUGCUGAUCUACAACUACGCCAGUCACGACUACUGGCCAUUUGGGGAGUUUGCGUGUAAAAUGGUCAGGUUUCAGUUCUACAGUAAUCUGCAUGGCAGCAUCCUCUUCCUCACCUGCAUCAGUGUGCAGCGCUAUGUGGGCAUCUGCCAUCCAAUGGCGAUGUGGCAAAAGCAGGGCGGUCGCAGGCUGGCAUGGGGUAUCUGUGGAGGAGUCUGGCUGGUGGUCACCGUCCUGUGCGCUCCGACGUUUCACUUCGCCGCCACGGGGAUCCAGAGGAACCGCACGGUGUGUUAUGAUCUGAGCACGCCGAAGAACUCGCUGGCCUACUAUCCGUACGGCAUGGCUCUGACCUGCCUCGGCUUCCUGUUGCCCUUCAUGGGUGUGAUGGUGUGCUACUUUCGCAUGGCCCAGGUCCUCUGCCGCCCGGUGUCCUACCAAGGGGUUUCCAGGGCGACCGGGGAGAAGCGGGACAAGGCGGUGAAGAUGAUCAUCAUGGUGGCGACAGUGUUCUGCAUCAGCUUCCUGCCGUUUCACCUCACAAAGACCAUGUACCUGGUGGUGCGUACCCUGCCCGCGGCGCCCUGCAACACUAGAAACUUGUUCUCCAUCAUCUAUAAAAGCACCCGGCCGUUUGCCAGCAUUAACAGCUUUCUGGACCCUAUUCUGUUUUACUUCACUCAGCCGCGCUAUCGCCAGAGCACCAGAAGGUUUAUGCGCAAAGUCACCUCCCUCAGAGACAAGGGCACCAGCGUGUGAGACCGCGAUAAAGCCUUCCUGCUAUUCACCUGUGGUGGAUCCUGUGAGGAUGUAAAGUGGUACAUGUAUUGGUUGCUGGGUUUCCUUGUGCAUGUUCUGAAGCAAGACCUUAUGUGAUUUUAAAAACUACUCACUGCAACAAAGAAUCGUACCAUCCUCAGAGGGUUGAAAAUAUUAAGAUGCACUGGCAUUUCGAUAAGACUUUUGAAAUGAAGGUUGAAAUCUUGUUAUAUGAGAAAGAAACAAACUGAGAAAAGUAAAGAGAAAUUACCAGACCUGAAAUUAAAAAUCCAUAUUCUCUUCUUACCUAUAAAACCUUGAAUUGGCAUUGACCACCAUAGUGUAUUUCAAUGAGGAAUUUGGGCAUUUAGGGCACUUAUUACUAAUAUCCCAAUUAUGUCUUAAGUUAAUUAAUAUUGUCACAUUCUGCAUUUUCAUUAUCUGUGAAAUGUUACUCUCUUUCUUUAUUGUGUUUUGUAAGUACUAUUUUUGUUACAAACUGUGAACUGCAGUAUAAAAUAUAUAGAUAUAAUAAUAUUGCUCUUACGUGAAAAGAUGAGGAGUGUCUUCCACUUGAGCAAGCCGAAAAGAUGAUUUUGAAAAAUGUGUUAUUGUUUUUGGAUAAAAUCCACUCAGACACAAAGCCAUGUAAAAUGCUCAAAGCAUAUGUUUAUAUAUGACUGCAUGGUAGAAUUGCAUGAAGCACUUGUGUGAGGAAAUGUUCAUAGCGAAUUACACUUUCUAAUGAAGGUUUCUCCUGUGCUUUCCCUAAAAGACUUGUUUUUCCCUCUUUUCACCACUGGAUGUUGUGUGAACCACAGUGCUGUAAUCACACUGCAGUUAAAUGCUCUGUUCUUUCUCAAAAUGGUAAGGUCAUUAACAUGUUUUCCAGUAAGGAUACAUUCUUAGUCACUACAUCCUGAGAUAAACUGAUGCCAACACAACUUUAUUAUCCAGCUCAUACCACAGUACAACAGGACAUCAGUCUAGAGUGUUCUCCAUGUGUGCUUAAAAUGAUCGAGUGAAAAAGGAAAAUGUGAGUUGUGCCAAUGUUAAAACAUUUAGGAGUUGUUAUCAGAUGCAUUAGAUGCUACUUUAAGGGUAGGGUCUAAACGUGGGCUAAACCCUGCAGAUUUCAACUUCCUGUUAGUGUGUGAAACCUUCCCAUGAAAUUUGUAUUUAUUUUCCAAGAAAUUGCCUCUGCAGUUAAACAUUUGGUAUAAAAGGAAAAUAGACAUUUAACAAAAGGAACUGUGCUCUUAACGAGGUUCUCUACAGUGCAUGUGAAUUGUUUGUACAGAUUUGAUAGUUGGAGUUAUACCAAGUUACUGAGAUGUGAGCGUUCAUGAAAUGAACAUAAAUGCACAUUUUGUCUUUGGUUGUAACUGCAUUUUGCUGUAGCUUAAUGUUGAUUUAAUUUAAUUCCAAGUUUCUAGUUUUAUCUUGCACUGACUUGUUUUUCUGAUUACUUUUGCAGGAGUAUUUUUUAACCCAAAUCUUGCAUCAAACUCUCUCAGACCUGAGAUCAGAAGCUCAUCUCACUCUCUGAUUUGACAAUUUGAUUUUGAAGUUGAAUGAAAUUACUAAAGAAAUCCUAAAAGUGCCAACAACUUAUGAACUGUAAAAUAUAUAAUUUUGGCAGCUUUACUUCUUAAACACUGCAGCAACUGUUUAAGUUUUGCACCCAUGGGGGGAAGAAAUGUUGUGUAUAUUGUUUAAUGUGAACAUGUUAUUUCCAUGACCCAAAAUAUGAGAUCAUCUACCUAAAUAAGAGCUUCAUAAUUAUGUGUGUAUGUGUGCAGUAUGCAUAUUGAGUAAUAUAGUAUACUGUAUGUUACGCUCAUGGCUACAGCAUUAAGUGAAUGCACAGGUCUUGUUGUUUAUGUGUCUGUUUGGAUGAAUAUUUUCGAAGUCUAAUGUUUUUUCUGCAUCAGUCUGAAAUAUGUGUGUGUCAAAAUAUUUGUGUCAGACAGUAUUAUUUAGAAUACAUUUUUUUUUGUUCGUAAUACCGUACCACAGUAUCAGGAAUAGAUUUUAUUUUUGUUAAAUAGAUAUAAUUAUGUUGAGGAACAAGUAUAAAUUGUGUUUUUAUGUCUAUUAGUUUUCUUACUACCAUGCAUCCCCUUGAGUUGCUUGUGUAAAUGGAUGUUGUCAUAAUGGAAUUAAAAAAAGUCACACAGCA
Molecule: messenger RNA, 3465 nt
Organism: Trematomus bernacchii (emerald rockcod)
Lineage: Eukaryota; Metazoa; Chordata; Actinopteri; Perciformes; Nototheniidae
Product: P2Y purinoceptor 3
Exons: 4
Coding region: 183-1283 (366 amino acids)
Biological process (GO): phospholipase C-activating G protein-coupled receptor signaling pathway; cellular response to pyrimidine ribonucleotide
Cellular component (GO): plasma membrane
Molecular function (GO): G protein-coupled UDP receptor activity; G protein-coupled UTP receptor activity; G protein-coupled ADP receptor activity
Source: RefSeq, a predicted model, not a curated record